Molecule: messenger RNA, 396 nt
Organism: Arthroderma uncinatum
Lineage: Eukaryota; Fungi; Ascomycota; Eurotiomycetes; Onygenales; Arthrodermataceae
Exons: 1
Coding region: 1-396 (131 amino acids)
Source: RefSeq, a predicted model, not a curated record
AUGAAGGUCUCAUUCUCCGCCAUUGCCGCUGUUGCAUUCACCUUUGCUUCGUCCGUCAACGCCUGGCGACUGAACGCUUUCCAGCUCCAAAACUUCGAGGGCCCUAAGUUCACUGCCGGAGGCCCAGGCGCAUCUGGAAGUGCCUGCCACAGUAUCGGUGAUCUCAACAACAAAGUUUCAUCUCUCGAAUGGUACUCUGACGACCCAACUCACGGCACUCGCUGUUGCUUCGUUCCUUUCAAUGGUUUAAACUGCCAGGAGGGCUUGGGCCAAAGCUGGUGCCGAAACAUUCGUGUCUAUGACCUUGGACAGAUCAACAUGGACAACAAGAUCAGCUCCUUCCGCACCGACUGCUACAAGCCAACAACCAAGCGAAUGGAGGAAUUCCAGUUUUAA